Molecule: messenger RNA, 1946 nt
Organism: Scophthalmus maximus (turbot)
Lineage: Eukaryota; Metazoa; Chordata; Actinopteri; Pleuronectiformes; Scophthalmidae
Product: twinfilin-2
Exons: 9
Coding region: 401-1459 (352 amino acids)
Biological process (GO): actin filament depolymerization; positive regulation of neuron projection development; barbed-end actin filament capping
Cellular component (GO): cytoplasm; myofibril; actin filament
Molecular function (GO): actin monomer binding; actin filament binding
Source: RefSeq, a predicted model, not a curated record
UCACAGACCACUACCCAGGACUGGACAGUCAGCCGGUCGGUGGGAGCUAAAUUUGGGAGAGAGGUGAUCAGGUUCCCUGUCUGUGUGCACAUGAUACUGUCCUAGUUACUUGAGCAAUGUCCCCUCUCACACUGUCACACUCUCUCAUCGAGUUGAGACACACUCAGCGCUCCUGUUCUUCAGCGGUCAGACCAGCAGGUACUUGGUCACAUCUUCUGAAGUAAAGGACGUCUGUACGACAGACUCUAUUGGUUGGACUUCAAGUGUGUCUUGAGCGGACUGAAUUUUUUGGGCCUUGUGCUGCGGAGCUCCCGUUUAGUCUGUUGUUGCUGCUUAUUCUUCCGUCUCUCGACACCCCUGCUACUGCGGCUGGCAGGAGGAAGAGACCGCGGACCCCACCAUGUUUCUCGCACUAGUGGUGACGCCAGAGCUGAGGCAGUUCCUGGCCAGAGCCAGAGGAGGGGCAGUGCGCCUCAUCAAGGUGCGCAUCCAAGACGAGCAGCUGGUGCUCGGGGCCUACAGAGAGCCGGAAAAAAGCUGGGAGCAGGAUUAUAAUCGCUUUCUGCUUCCUCUCCUGGACGACGAGGAGCCCUGCUACAUCCUGUACCGCCUCGACUCCCAGAAUGCACAGGGCUAUGAGUGGAUCUUCAUUUCGUGGUCUCCGGAUCAGUCUCCAGUGAAACAGAAGAUGUUGUACGCUGCCACCCGAGCCACAGUGAAGAAAGAGUUCGGUGGAGGCCACGUGAAGUACGAGAUGUUUGGCACGGCCGAGGAGGACAUCUGUUUGAUGGGCUACCAACAUCAUGUGUCAUCCUGCUCCGGUCCGGCCCCGCUCACAUUAGCCGAGCAGGAGCUCCAGAGGAUCAAAAUCACUGAGGGUCGGGUUAAACAGGUGACGACAGAGAUGAGCGUGGAGACAAAGCACCAGACAAUCCAGGGCCUCGCUUUCCCUCUGCAGCAGACGGCCAAGAGAGCCCUUCAGCAACUUGCCCAAAAACACAUCAACUACAUACAACUGAGGUUGGACGUACAGAAGGAGAUAAUAGAGCUGGUCCAUUCCAACCCGACAGAGACCCGAGAUUUGCCCAGCAGAGUUCCCAAAGACACUCCCAGAUACCACUUCUUCCUCUACAAACACUCCCACGAAGGAGACUACCUGGAAUCUGUCGUGUUCAUAUACUCCAUGCCAGGGUACAGCUGCAGCAUCAAGGAACGAAUGCUAUACUCCAGCUGCAAGAGUCGACUACUAGAGGAAGUGGAGAAGGAUUACCAUUUGGAAAUUAUUAAAAAGUUGGAGAUUGAGAUCGGAGAUGAACUGACGGAGGAGUUCCUGUAUGACGAGGUCCACCCCAAGCAGCACGCCCACAAACAGGCCUUCGCUAAGCCCCGUGGUCCGGCAGGGAAAAGGGGACACAAGCGCCUCAUUAAGGGGACGGGAGGGAACAUGCAGAACAGCUAGAGGUAGUGGGACAACACCUCUCCUCCCGGUCGUGCCUGUAGUUCCAGCUCCGUCUUUAUUUCCCUAGACCCCACUCACUCUCACAGAGGAGUGAACACAUCGAUGGAUUUCCUCUGCCGUUUGUGUCCCGAAACACUUGUAAUAACAAAUAUGUUUUUAACGGAAAUGUGUUUUAAAUAAGAUGUCUCUCUUUGGGUUUCUGCUCCCCUCUCCCCUCUCCCUCACAUCUGAAGCUAACACUGUAAUAGGCGUGUGAGGCUACUGAAUUGUAAAUGCAUAGACGGACGUUUCAGUGCUAGUGCCUUGUCUCCAGGUGCAAGUUUUGUAACAACAAUGUUUGUAAGAAAAAUACAAUAUGAAAGGAAAUUCUAAAUAAAAUCAUGUUUAUAAUGUAGUAUUAAGGAAAUUCUAAAUAAAAUCAUGUUUAUAAUGUAGUAUUAAGGAAAUUCUAAAUAAAAUCUUGUUUAUAAUGUGGUAUUAGACCUUA